AUGCCCCGAAGCUCGCGUGACGAUCGCGCGGACCCUUACGCUGCUCUCAGAGGGCCAUCACUAACUGCUGGGAAAGGAGCAGACCCGUUGCCCACAGGGUCCUGGCGUCAUAACAAGGAGGGAAAAGACCCGCCUGCGAAGCCUGUCGAGCCUCGGGGUUCACCGGAUCCUGACAAAGGUGACUUCAAGCCCAAACGAUACGGUGACGCAACGGCCGCAGCAGCAAACGACGGUGUGGCAUGUGGGAUGUGGGCAAAUGCAUUGAGUGAGUGUGGCGGAGUUAUGGCUGGGUCUCCGUACGAUGAACGUGACGCAAGGGGCGACGACUACAUCUUGAAAAGGGAUGCACACACGAACGAGGGGAGGGGUGAGAACAUAUGCACGCCCGGUGCAUCAGGUCGUCUCAAUCCGGCUCGCCCCAAGAUGGUGGAAGAGCUCACGCGAGAGCUAGAGCUAGCAAACAGCGAACUAGCAGCCCUCAAGGCAAAACCAGUUUGCCAUGGCGUCAAAAACCACGGUCCUCCCUCCCGGGUUCCUCCGGGGGCAUCUAUGUGGAGUGACCCAUCAUCUGGGGGCCUCAGUCCCGGGGUAGCUGAGGAGAGCACACCGACAGAGGGCCAGCCCAUUCGGCGCAGGCAUGGAAUGCCCAGCCUCGAGAAAUUGAGGGAUGAUAAUGAGGAGGAAGAGGAGGAAGAGGAGGAAGAGGAGGAAGAGGAGGAAGAGGAGGAAGAGGAGGAGGAGGAGGAAGAGGAGGAUGAGGAGGAGGAGGAAGAGGAGGAGGAGGAUGAUGAGCAGGGGGGGAAGGGGUGGAGAGAGAGCAGAAGGCACAAGAGAGGCAAAAGGAUAGGAGGCAGGGGGGGAAAGUGA
This is a messenger RNA of Closterium sp. Yama58-4, 867 nucleotides long. NCBI's taxonomy places the organism in Eukaryota, Viridiplantae, Streptophyta, Zygnematophyceae, Desmidiales, Closteriaceae. The record is from the annotation of a GenBank genome assembly.